GACUCUUUCCCUUCGUGCCACUGACGGAGUAGCGAGAACACGAAAUGGCGUCGAACUGUGCUAGAAAAUCUCUCGGAAUAGCUUCAUCUUCCGCCAAAACCUUAUUUUCUCGCCGAUCUCCUUCUUCUUCUUCUGCAAAUGCCAAUAAAUUUAACGCCUCUGCUUUUCAAGCUUCACCACAAAAACGCUCUUAUUCCUGGUUACCGGUGCAGUUAGCUGGUACACAGGUAUCAUUGACACCAUUGCAUAGUGUCACUGCUUCUGCAUUAUUCACUUCUCUCUUGUCUUUGCAUAAUAAUACCUGGGGCGUUCUUUCUGAAGGUUUUGCAACACCCCUAUAGCAUACCGCUGAUAUUUUUGAUUUUAGGCUAUCCAGAUGCUAUUAGGUGCAGGUUUUGUUUCAAUACUUGUUUCUAGUAGGUGUUGUGAUUAAUAAUGUAAUUUGAUUAAUUUCUUAGUUACUGAGACUGUCAGGUGCAAUCAUCUUGUUUACAUUUACAAGGUGUUUUCUGUUUGAACUUCCCGUUUUUCCUGAUGGCUAACCCUUCAAUUUGGGAAAUUUUUCAUGUAAAAUGUAUAUCGGCUUUUCAAGCAAUAUUUUUCAUGAAUCUUCAGUUAAAUUUGUUAUCAUGUUAUAUAUGAUCUCGGAUCUCCUAUUGGUUA
This is a messenger RNA of Medicago truncatula (barrel medic), 663 nucleotides long. RefSeq lists its product as uncharacterized. The record is from RefSeq and is a predicted model, not a curated record. Gene Ontology annotation, cellular component: mitochondrion. The coding region runs from base 45 to 341 and encodes 98 amino acids. The transcript is spliced from 3 exons. NCBI's taxonomy places the organism in Eukaryota, Viridiplantae, Streptophyta, Magnoliopsida, Fabales, Fabaceae.